Messenger RNA from Kazachstania africana CBS 2517, 795 nucleotides. RefSeq names its product Erj5p (gene ERJ5). Gene Ontology annotation, cellular component: endomembrane system. Bases 1 to 795 code for a protein of 264 amino acids. The record is from RefSeq and is a predicted model, not a curated record. NCBI's taxonomy places the organism in Eukaryota, Fungi, Ascomycota, Saccharomycetes, Saccharomycetales, Saccharomycetaceae. The transcript has a single exon.
AUGUUGACUACAGAUAUAAGAUCGAGCUUUCUAAUAUGUGUUGUCUGCUUGAUGACUGUUGUGUUUGCCUUCUCAGCUCAAGAAGUUGAAAUAUUCAAAUUACAAAAUGAAAUAGCCAAAAGAUAUGGUGAAACUAUAGACUUUUACAAGCUAUUGAAGAUCACAAACAAGGCUACUAGUCGUGAAAUUACCAAGAAUCUUAGAAAGCUAUCAAAGAAGUACCAUCCUGAUAAAAACCCCAAAUAUAGAAAGUUAUACGAACGUCUCAAUCUAGCUACUCAGAUUCUAGCUGAUGAUACACGUAGGAAGACCUACGAUUACUAUUUGAAAAAUGGAUUCCCAGAUUAUGACUUUAGUAAAGGUGGGUUUUUCUUCAACAGGGUGCAGCCAAAGACGUGGAUAAUCUUGUCAUUUGUUUAUGUUGCUAUCAGUGUUAUUCACUAUAUUAUCUUAAGACUGCAAUAUAAGUCAGACGUUAGACGUAUCCAAUUCUUCAUUAACCAGUGCAAAGAUCAGGACGAUACCAGCGGUUUGGGCGAAAAAAGACUGUCUUUCAAACAGCAUGAGGAAGAUGAAGCUAAAGAACUGAUUGUUAGGUUUGGUGAUGUUUAUAUCAUUGAAGAAGACGGUAAGACGGAGACGUUGAUUUCACCUGACACAAUCAGCACCCCAACAAUUUUUGACAGUGCCUUCUUCAGGUUGCCAGGCUGGUUUUAUAACAAAACCAUUGGUAAAUUCUUCGACAGAUCUUUACAGAAGGAUGGCAAGAAAUUAGGUACUAAGAAGGAUAAUUAG